Bactrocera latifrons is the source of this 3720-nucleotide messenger RNA. It is a transcript of the gene pds5, whose product is annotated as sister chromatid cohesion protein PDS5 homolog B. Gene Ontology annotation, cellular component: chromatin; nucleus. The transcript has 13 exons. The coding region runs from base 1 to 3720 and encodes 1239 amino acids. Gene Ontology annotation, biological process: mitotic sister chromatid cohesion; DNA repair. The record is from RefSeq and is a predicted model, not a curated record. NCBI's taxonomy places the organism in Eukaryota, Metazoa, Arthropoda, Insecta, Diptera, Tephritidae.
AUGACGGACGUAAAAUAUCCCUCAGGUUGUCGGCCGCUGACUGAGGAUUUAGGGACGGACGAGCUUAUCCGCAGACUUAAGACUCUAGCUCAUGCGUUACAAGCUAUGGGCCAAGAUGAAAAACACGUUCCUGAUUAUAUACAAUUAGCACUGAUGCUGGUAGAUGAAUAUUUUCUACAACAUUCAUCGCGCGAUGUUCAACUUUUAGUGGCAUGUUGCAUUGCUGAUAUAUUGCGGGUUUUUGCCCCCGAGGCACCUUAUAAAGACCAGGACCAAAUCAAAGCUAUAUUUAUGUUUUUCAUUAAACAGCUUAACGGUCUCAAAGAUCCAAAAGAUGCGUCUUUCAAAAGAUAUUUUUACCUGCUUGAAAAUUUAGCCUUCGUAAAAUCUUUCAAUAUGUGCUUUGAAAUUGAAGAUUGCCAAAAAAUUUUCUGUCAACUCUUUGCUAUGAUGUUUAGAAUUAUUAACGAUGAUCACAGCACCAAAGUAAAAAAUUUCAUGAUUGAUAUCAUGAGUCCUCUUAUUACGGAAGCUGACAAUUUAACUACACCAUUAUUAGAUUUAAUCUUGAUUAACAUUGUAGAGCCUCAAAAAUCUGCUAACAUUCACGCCUAUCAUUUAGCGGAGCAAUUGAUUCAAAAGACAAGUUACGCAUUGGAACCCAUCAUAAAAAUUUUUUUUAAUCAAGUCCUUAUAUUGGGUAAAAUUGAUAAAAAUAUUGCGGUUACAGCAAAAAUGUAUGAUCUCAUCUACGAACUAUAUCAAAUUAGUCCGAAUCUGAUGUGCUCUGUGCUGCCACAAUUGGAAUGCAAACUAAAGUCUACAACUGAAAUAGAGAGGAUGAAGGCGGUAUCUUUAUUAGCUCGAAUGUUUUCCGAAAAGGACUCACAGCUCUCAAAAAAACAUACCUCAUUAUUGCGAAUGCUUUUGGGUCGUUUUUGCGACAUUGCUGCAGCGAUACGUGUUAAGUGUGUACAAUCUUCAAUGCAUUUUCUAUUAAAUCAUCCACAUUUGCGAAAAGAAAUAACCGAUUGUUUACACGCCCGUCAACAUGAUUCCGAUGAAACAGUCCGCUAUGAAGUGGUUAUGGCCAUUGUUGCGACGGCCAAAAGGGAAUUUAAUAUAGUAUGUGAAUCACAGGAUCUAUUGCAUAUUGUACGAGAACGCACGCUGGAUAAAAAAUUUAAAAUCCGUAAAGAAGCUAUGAAUGGUCUGGCAUUUAUUUACAAAAGGGUUUUGUGUGAACCCAAUGACCUAUCGCUUGACUUAAAGGAAUCUGUAAGUUGGAUAAAAAAUAAAAUAUUACAUGGUUAUUAUAUGCCCGGAAUAGAGGAUCGGCUCCUCGUUGAACGUUUACUUAUCACCUGCCUCGUACCGUACAAAUUGCCUUCAGAGGAAAGAAUGAAGAAGUUAUACCUCCUUCUGGGUACACUCGAUGAUAAUGCUAUGAAAGCGUUUAUGGAAAUUCAAAAAAAUCAAAUGAAAACACGAAAAACCGUUAGUGAUUGGGUAAAAAUGCAUCACACCAAAGAACUUACACAAAAAAUGCAAAACCAACUUAACGUUAAACAAGCCAUAAUUUGCAAGUUACUGCCAGAUCCUCUUAAAGCGACUGAAUUUAUAGCGAAAUUCAGCGUCAAUAUGCGCAAAGAUGCAUCUUUACUGCGUUAUAUGGAGAUAAUUUUAAAGCGGGAUGUGUCUUGCAAAGAAUGUGCUGACACUAUGUCACUGCUUCUAAAGAAACUUGGAAAUCCAAUGGCGGCGAACUUAUAUUACAAUACCGUCAAAAUGUUGAUUGAACGAAUUGCGUCAGUCAUGGUAGAUAAGGAAUCAAUCGGUAUUUUAAUAAGCCUUGUUGACCAAUGCAUGCAACGUGGCAAAAUUGUAGAAGAAAUGGGUGUACCCAGUGAGGAAGCCGGUGAACGUGGUCUUAAAUUCUUAUGUAUGCUUUCGUAUAUAUUUUCUGCGCAUUUUUUCACCGAUGAAACCUUAGGACACAUGAUCGCCUUAUUAAGUCACGAGGAGGAUUACGCUGCACCUCUUAUACUGAAGGCUCUCGUACAUCUAGGCCGGUAUCAACCCUUAUGUGACAUUAAUCCAACUGUUUUGGAAGCACUGGCUUCAAUUUGCAAAGACUUUGCAUUAACAGGAACGGUAAAGCAGGCCAAACACGCAGUGCGUUGCAUAUUUGUUAACGUGCAAACACAAAUGGCCGGAAGCGCUGGUGCUGAUUCUAUCAAUCCUGCAUCAAAAACGCCUAUAAUUCAUCCAAUAUUUAAUGAAAUCAUUGAAUCUUUACGUGUUACACUCUCUCCACAAGAUCCAUAUCAACACACGAAAAUUUGUACGCUGGGACAUAUUGCCUACCAUAUGCCACAAGCCUUUCUGACACCAGUCAAAAAUAUGAUUGCACGACGUGUUGUCAAGGAGUUACUGAUUCAAGGCGUUUCCGAGACACGGGACUGCGACUUGCCGGUUGGUGACUGGUGUAGUAAAGAAAUGUUGCCUGCUGACACACUUUGCAAAUUGGACGCUCUUAAAACAAUGGCACGUUGGCUAAUCGGUUUGCGUUCAGAUGAACAUGCAGCACAGAAAACAUUUCGUAUGCUGAUCGCUUUCAUAAAUCAGCGUGGUGAUUUGUUGGAACAGAAUCGCUUGUGUCCCGCUGAAAAAUCAUGGCUAAGGCUUAGUGCUGCUUGUGCUAUGCUGAAGAUUUGUGAGCAAAAAGGAGUUGGAGAUCAAUACAAUGCGGAACAAUAUUUCAAUUUAUCGCAAGUCAUGUGUGAUCCUGUGUCUGAGGUGCGCGAUAUAUUCGCUCAGAAGUUACAUAAAGGAUUGGGCAAAGGAUUACCCAAUAAAUGCUUACCACUCGAUUUUAUGGGAUAUUAUGUUCUAGUUGGUCGUGAAACUGAAAAAAGACAAUCUGAGGUCAUUCGGAACUAUGUGGAAAUGGACGUCAACAAAAGGCGUGAAUAUAUCAARACAAUAGCGACAAUGUCGACUGAGAGCAAAAAUGAUGCGCAAACCGCUUACCUGUURCCUGAUUUCAUGUUAGCGUUUGCGAUACCCGUUUUAGCACAUGACCCAGCCUUCACCGACUACGAAGAUCGUGUACAGCUGAAACAAGUGGAGAAAUGUUUGCGCUUUAUUAUUGAACCGCUUAUGUCGAAGCGUGAAGCGUUCUCUUACAGCUUCUAUGUGAAUCUGAUACAGAUGAUGAAAAACCACCAGGAUACGACACCGAAUGCAGAAGAUAAUUCAUAUAACUUAAAAAUGUGGGCAGCAUGUGAUCUAGCACUGUACAUAAUCAACUCGAAAAUAGGCGAUGGCAGCACAUCUUCAAACUCUUUUCCUGUAACAAUAGCCUUACCAGAAAUGUAUUAUAAACCUUUGGAUAAACCGGAUAACAAUACAAAGGUAUACAUACCUUUAGACACUUACACAUUAGCGUCAGGUCCAAUAUCUGCGGCAUCAAAGUUAACCUCAUCAACAGCAGYCUCAGCACCGGUCGUUAAAAAAAUCAAUACUUCGGCUGCCAGCAGUGCGAAUCUUACAUUGCGUUUAGUUGGCGAUAAACGAACAACUGAUCAUCUGCCGAGCAAUGAAAACUCGCCAACCAAUGCACAAGAUAACGCUGUCACRUACGACGAUGGUAGUAUGGCUGAGCCACCAGCCAAGCGAACGCGCGGUCCAUUGCGGGCAGGAAGAACCGUUUCAUAA